AUGUGGGGCGAAACUUUUGACGACUUUGAAGAAAAUGAGGUUGGAUUGUCUGAAAAAAGCGUCUUGAGCGGUCUAACUUCUGGAGAGUUCACUUUUCCGAGCUUGCCGUUGGGAAUCCAGGUUGGUAUUCAAAUUAUACUAGAAAAGUAUUGAGUAAACUAUUUCAGCCCGUGGAUUUCAUGAAGACUCAUUUCGGAGCUACUGCCGGAAAGUCUAUGCAAUUCCGCAAGGGAACUACCACUUUGGCUUUUGUUUAUGAUCCUGCGACCCCUAACGACAAGGGAGGAAUUAUCGUUGCCGUCGAUUCGAGAGCUUCAAGUGGAGAAUAUAUCUGUGAGUUUUCCAUGUGUUUUACCAUGCGUCUAUUCAGAAAGAAAAACGUUCUUCCGCCUUAAAGUAUUCAAACGGGAAAAGGUGUUAAUUCUUUUUUUUUUGUUGAAUAGAGAUUUCCAUCAGCCAUCAGUGUAUUGUUUUUACAGCGUCCAAGUCGGUUAUGAAGAUCCUGGAUAUCGGAGAUCGUAUGGUAGCCACAAUGGCCGGAGGAGCUGCCGAUUGCCAGUUUUGGACAAGAACUGUCGCGAAGUACUGCACGUAAGAGUGAUUUAUUUCUAACUAAUCUCACAGUUCAAUUUAGUCUGUACGAACUCCGCGAAAAAACUCCCAUUACUGUCAGCGCUGCAAGCAAGUACUUUGCUAAUGUUCUCUACGGCUACAAAGGACAAGGACUGUCUGUUGUGAGCAAUGUCUUGGCUUUUUAUAAUUCAAUACUUGUUGCCAUCGAUCUUAAAUUGUUGAAGUUGCACAUUUCAAGAAAUUCUUAUCUGAAAAAGAAAGGUCGCACAUUUUACGUUUCAGGGAUCGAUGGUCGCUGGCUAUGACAAGAAAGGACCGCAAAUCUUCAAAGUAGAUAGUGAUGGUGAUCGCUGCUCGCUGAAAGUGUGCUCGGUUGGAUCGGGAUCUCUCAAUGCAUACGGAAUUCUUGACAAUCACUACAAGCCGAAAAUGACCGACGACGAAGCCAGAAAACUGGGCCUUCGCGCCAUCAUGCACGCAACCUACCGCGACUCGGGCUCCGGCGGUGUUUGUAACUGUAAGCAUAAUUUUUAUUCGGCUUUGAACAAAACUUCGUUGAAGUGUGCCACAUUACUCCCACGGAGAAAAUUCGUCUUCCUCCAAUGGAUGUCAGCAAGUUGUGGUACGAGUUCGCCGACGAACUUGGAAGAGACAUCGCUUACAACCCGGUCGAAUGA
Caenorhabditis sp. 36 PRJEB53466 is the source of this 1250-nucleotide messenger RNA. Lineage: Eukaryota; Metazoa; Nematoda; Chromadorea; Rhabditida; Rhabditidae. The record is from the annotation of a GenBank genome assembly.